CUUUCACCAUGGGCAAAUCCAAAUCACCUGCGCCGUCGUCUUCAGAAGAUACCACUCCAAUUCAAGAAACCAAGGAAAUGUCAAUAAUGGAAGACGAUGCAAAGAAGAGAAAGGAAGAAAAGCAGGAGAAGAAACGAAGAAAACGAGAGAAAAAGGAAAAGAAAAAGCGAUCUCGGACGUCCUCGGAGACAAGCAUCACCUCAGAUCCCUCAACUGAUAAAAUGCAGCAACCAGCCGGAAAGAAACGCCGUCACUCCAGCACGUGUGAGGAACGACCGAUGGUUGAAUCAUCUGCACAGGAGUUUGUCGCGAAAGAGCAAACAAGCCAGGAGUCGCAGUUCCAUAAAGUCACUCUCUUGCUCUUUUACCAGUACGUGGAACCGCCCUGGUCUAACGAAGUGUACAAAUACGCUUUAUCUCACGUAGAACAGCUUGGAAAGCAAGCCAACAUUAGUGGGCGUAUGAGAAUUGCGCGUGAAGGGCUCAACUGUACACUUACUGGCUCAAGGGAUGGUAUUUUGACCUUUUGUCGCUCGUUGCGUCGUUGGAAACCGGAAUGCUUCGAACCGACCGAAUUCAAGCUUACGCACGACCUUCCCGAUGCGCAGCGCUUUUCCAAUCUCAAAAUGAUUCCUGUUACGGAACUGGUGCAUUACGGUUUGGAUGGUGCCAAGGCGCCGCCGAUUCAGCAAUACCACGGGACGCAUCUCGAGCCGGAAGACUACCAUACAAAGCUGGCGGAAGAUGACACGGUCGUCAUUGACGUUCGUAAUCAUUACGAAGCGACGAUUGGACAUUUCCAACCACCAAGCGACCCAUCAAAACCCAAUGGACCGCAAUGGAUUGAUCCGAAAAUGCGCAAAAGCACAGAAUUUCCAGUCUGGUUGGACGACCCUAAAACAAAAGAAACUCUCAAAGGAAAGCAAGUGCUCAUGUAUUGUACCGGUGGGAUCCGUUGUGAACGUGCGUCAGCCUUGUUGAAGUAUAAGAUGGAUACAGACCCCACGGUCAAAGACCUGAACAUUAAAGGCGUGUACCAACUGCAGGGUGGCAUUGACAAAUACUUCAAAGCCUUUCCCGACGGUGGCUACUGGCAAGGCAAAAACUAUGUUUUCGACAAGCGCUUUGCACACGCCCCUCCGGUAGUAGAAGAAAGGAAAAGUUUCGCGCAGCCAAUGGGAAAAUGCGAAGCAUGUCUGAAACCUUGGGAUAAGUACGGAGGCAAGCGGCGCUGCCCAGCUUGUGGCGUUCCCAGUUUGAUAUGUCGACAUUGUAUGCAGGCAGACAAGGACAAGAUUAGGAAACUGGAUCGGUUUGUACGAUGCGACCUCUGCGUGGAACAGAAGGUAUUUUCAAAAAAGGAAAUGCGGGCGAAAGAACAGCAGCAGAUUGAUGAAUACGAGGCUCGGGUUGGGGCUAAAGGACUGUUGUUAGCAAAUAGGGAUACGGAGACCAAAGCGCCCACGAACUCAGGCGGUACCACGCGACUCUUUCUGAAAAACAUGUGCCGGAAGAGCAUGACGGACGAUGUUUUGUCGGAAUUUCUUCCGGGAAUCACGCACAUUCUUUGGCGCAUGGAUCGCAAAACGAAUCAGUUCUUUGGACAAGGCUGGGCCGAAAUGGAAUCCCCGGAAGCAGCGGCUCGAGCAGUCGCGAAGUCGGGUCAAAAAGUGUUGGGCCGGCCCAUUCAUAUAAAUUACCAGCCACCUGAUGGUAAAGAUGCCUGGCCACCGCCGAACAGUGCUGUCGCUAGAUAG
Molecule: messenger RNA, 1757 nt
Organism: Phaeodactylum tricornutum CCAP 1055/1
Lineage: Eukaryota; Bacillariophyta; Bacillariophyceae; Surirellales; Neidiaceae
Exons: 1
Coding region: 9-1757 (582 amino acids)
Molecular function (GO): RNA binding
Source: RefSeq, a predicted model, not a curated record